AUGCACGCCUACUUCCUCGCCCAGCUCCUCCUGGCGGCCACCGCCCUCGCCAACGCCAUCGCCAACCCGAACCAGGCUCCCGGCCUCGCCGUCGUCGUCCGCCAGGCCGCGCCCGUCGCCGCGAACCCGCCCUCGACCAUCAUGUCGUGCGCCGAGUACUCGCGCAUCGCCAACCUCUCCACCGUCGGCGCCAACAGCACGUACCGCGCCACCUUCUUCGCGGCCUCGCCCAACGGCAACCAGUACAACGCCGAGGUCCUCGACACCGCCAUCGCGAAGCUGCCCACCGUCAUCAUGGACCAGGCCCUCAAUACCGCCUGCGGCAACCUGACCGCCCUCGCCCUUGUCGAGGCCGAGCGCAACUUCACCCAGCGCACCGUCCUGCAGCUGUCCAACAUCCCCGUCCCGGACCCGCUCACGACCGGCCCCGUCAUCGCGAUCGUGUGUGCCAGUAUCGUGCUCGCUGCCGGAAGCUGGGUUGCGAUGCCGUAA
This is a messenger RNA of Colletotrichum chrysophilum, 492 nucleotides long. RefSeq lists its product as uncharacterized. Bases 1 to 492 code for a protein of 163 amino acids. NCBI's taxonomy places the organism in Eukaryota, Fungi, Ascomycota, Sordariomycetes, Glomerellales, Glomerellaceae. The record is from RefSeq and is a predicted model, not a curated record. The transcript has a single exon.